UGUAACGGUGAUGAGGUGGGGGAGCGGGGCUGUGUUUCGCGACUAAACACUGAGUGAAGAGCCGCGGCCAUGGCUGGAGUUUUCGACAUCGAUUUGGAUCAACCGGAUGAGAAUGUCUCUGACGACGAACUUGAAGACGGGGGCCAGCUCAGUGAAUAUAUGGACCAAUGCAGUGGCUUUGAAUUUAACAUGGAUGACUGUGAGAAGUUUGAAAUUUCAGAGAACAGCGUGAACAAGGGAACAGAGCAGAUCAGGCCUGAAUGCUUUGAGCUACUGAAAGUUUUGGGGAAAGGUGGCUAUGGAAAGGUGUUUCAAGUUCGAAAGGUAUCAGGCGCCACAUCUGGGAAGAUAUUUGCUAUGAAAGUGUUGAAGAAGGCCAUGAUUGUGCGUAACGCAAAGGACACAGCACACACCAAAGCCGAGAGGAACAUUCUGGAGGAGGUGAAGCAUCCUUUCAUCGUGGACCUCAUCUACGCCUUCCAGACAGGGGGGAAGUUGUACCUCAUCCUGGAGUACCUUAGCGGUGGAGAGCUGUUUAUGCAACUGGAAAGAGAGGGCAUCUUCAUGGAAGACACUGCAUGUUUCUACCUGGCUGAGAUCUCAAUGGCGCUUGGUCACUUGCACCAGAAAGGCAUUAUCUACAGGGACCUGAAGCCUGAGAACAUCAUGCUCAACAAUAAUGGACAUGUAAAGUUGACAGACUUCGGUCUAUGCAAAGAGUCCAUCCAUGACGGAACGGUCACCCACACCUUCUGUGGCACCAUCGAAUACAUGGCUCCAGAGAUCCUAAUGAGGAGUGGACAUAACCGUGCAGUGGACUGGUGGAGUUUGGGAGCUCUCAUGUAUGACAUGCUAACAGGAGCACCUCCAUUCACUGGUGAAAACCGAAAGAAGACCAUCGACAAAAUCUUGAAAUGCAAACUCAGCCUUCCACCUUACCUCACACAAGAAGCCAGGGACCUCCUGAAAAAGCUGCUGAAACGAAAUGCCUCAUCGCGACUCGGGGCUGGACCAGGGGAUGCUGCUGAAGUCCAGGCCCACCCAUUCUUCCGACAUAUAAAUUGGGAGGACCUCCUCGCUCGCAAAGUAGAGCCCCCAUUUAAACCUUUCCUGCAAUCAGCUGAUGACGUCAGCCAGUUUGACUCCAAGUUCACCAGCCAGACUCCAGUGGACAGCCCUGAUGACUCCACGCUCAGCGAAAGUGCCAAUCAAGUCUUCCUGGGUUUCACAUAUGUGGCCCCGUCUGUGCUGGAAAAUGUCAAAGAGAAAUUCUCUUUCGAGCCAAAGGUCCGCUCACCACGGAAGUUCCCAGGAAGCCCAAAAACACCUGUGAGUCCGGUGAAGUUUGCAAGUGGGGGCUGCUGGCCCCGGGGAUCCACAGGCUGCCCAUCCCUGCUGUCUGCUGGCAGCUCUGUAGAGCAACCCAUGGAGAUGUCAACAGUGGAGCAAAUGGACACCAGCAGCAGCAGCACCUCCGAGGCCUCAGCGCCACUUCCCAUCAAGCACCCUUCAGGCAUUAAUGCAGGCCCCUACAAAAAACAGGCCUACCCCAUGAACUCCAAGCGUCCCGAACAUCUCCGGAUGAACCUAUGACGCACGGCUAGCGUACAAAACAUUAGGACUCUUCCAAUUCCUCCUCCUUCCUUUUUAUCAUUUCCUUUCAAAGAGACCUGUAGAAUUUUUUUUUUUUUUUUUUAAAGAAAGUGACUGACACUGUCAACGCCGAUCACCAGCUCUUCCAGCAGCGCCUUCCCUUCUCUUCUCUUGGCCUCCCAAAAUCCUCCUGACCCAGCCUGGCCUCCUCAGCCUGCCGCAGAUAAUCA
Messenger RNA from Scomber japonicus (chub mackerel), 1823 nucleotides. It is a transcript of the gene rps6kb1a, whose product is annotated as ribosomal protein S6 kinase b, polypeptide 1a. Gene Ontology annotation, biological process: protein phosphorylation; signal transduction. Gene Ontology annotation, molecular function: ATP binding; protein serine/threonine kinase activity. The transcript is spliced from 15 exons. Lineage: Eukaryota; Metazoa; Chordata; Actinopteri; Scombriformes; Scombridae. The coding region runs from base 70 to 1593 and encodes 507 amino acids. The record is from RefSeq and is a predicted model, not a curated record.